Molecule: messenger RNA, 10367 nt
Organism: Oncorhynchus nerka (sockeye salmon)
Lineage: Eukaryota; Metazoa; Chordata; Actinopteri; Salmoniformes; Salmonidae
Product: beta/gamma crystallin domain-containing protein 1-like
Exons: 22
Coding region: 217-8226 (2669 amino acids)
Biological process (GO): lens development in camera-type eye; visual perception
Molecular function (GO): structural constituent of eye lens
Source: RefSeq, a predicted model, not a curated record
UUCACGGGUAGACGGGUAGAGAAUCUUUAUCGCUGCGCAUUUGGAAACACGCGCUUGGGCACUUGGUAUGCGCUUUUUCAAUCGCUGUCGUCUACAAAUAGUCUGCAUGGAUUGGUUCUAUCAAUUUUUUUGUUUUUACAUUUCGAUUGUUGUAUAGUUUUUUUUUCAAAUAAGUCUCUUAUCGACUUUUUUUUUAAAGCAGCAUUUCGGGCAACCAUGAGUAAAUCUGGAACAUUAAAAAUUAAGAAUUUGUUUCAUAAAACAAAGUCACUGGAUAAAGAAAACAGGGACGGGGAAAAGCACACAUUUAAAGAUGCAACUUCAUAUGGAGAUGGGGAGUUUGCGAGCCCAGGCCCGAGUUUACCGUCGAGUCCCGAACUUGUCAGUCCCGUCAGCCCCCUGGAUGGGACGCUGCAUAGGAGUCAAGCAAGUGAGAAGAAAAAGAAGAAGAAGCGGUUCUUGUCCUUGCAGCUCAAGAAGAAAGGCUCAAAGGAGGAAGGGCGCAUCGACGACCCACUGUCCUAUAACGGUGCUGACGAGCUCCACAGCUUCAGCAGUAACAUGAGUUUUGACCAACUGAGCGUGAAAACAGAAUACAGCACCACGACUGACAGGGAUGCUACUUCCAUGAUCAGCUAUGACAUGUCAGCCUUCAGUCCCAACAAGUCCAGAAAUAAGAGCUCAGACAGAGUGUUGAACCGCAUCGGCAGUUUUUUUUCCAUAAAGAAGAAGAAGAGCCGGAGCGGUUCACUCUCAGCAGACUCAGAGGAUGGAUCCUGGCUUGGUCCUGGCUCUCCAGGCUCCCCCCAGUCCCCUGGUUCUCCUGUCUCCCCCCAGUCCCCUGGUUCUCCCGUCUCCCCUCAGUCCCCUGGUUCUCCUCUCUCCCCCCACCAACCUCCACAGGAAGACUGGCAAAGGACCCCCACCACCACCCGGAGAGAGGGGGAGGUAGUGGAAGCCGGAGCUGGGCCAGUGCAAGGAAGUUUGUCAGAGCUCCAGGAGGAGGGAUCGGUGUUCAGUACCAGCUCCAGCCCUGGUACCUCCAGCCUAGCCUCUCUGGUGGUGGUGGACAGAGGGGACCUUUUGUUUGCAGGCAGCGACAGCAGCGGUCGUGGCAGCGUGAGGGAGGUGCAGGUGUGCAGGGCGAGCCGGGCCGAGGCAGAGGCAGACGGAGAGUCCGACAGGAAUUCUUGGAAUCUGACUCCCACGAACUCGUCCUCCUCCGGAGCAGACCAAGUCCCAGGGCUCAGCCCCACUGAGGACAUAGUGGGAGAGGCGAGCAGGAGGCUGCAGGUACAUCUGGAACAAACCACUGUGAAAGACAGAGAGGGGUCUGGAGGGGGCAGCCCAGUGGUCCAAAACACCCUCAGGUCGUUUGAGCUCUCCCAAUCUCACCUUAAGGCUGACUUCACCUCUUUGGUCACAGAGUCUAAAAAGACCUCCCUGAAAACAUCUGUUGGAGGGAAGGGGAGUUACCUGGUGGGAGUGACUGUAGGCUCUCAGUCACACACCCCGUCCUCCUCAGAUCCCCAACCAGAGGGGGAGGAGGGGAAGGACAGCCCAGCCAUGGGGAAGAAAAACAGGAGGAGGGCUCUGAAAUCCACCAGCAGCAGCUCGACUGAAACAGCUCCCCCCACACAGACCACGUUACAUGGGGGAGAGGAGGGGGCGACGCAGGACUCACCAGUGAAGCUACACAAAGCCUUGUGGGUGGAAACACACCUGGGAGAAGAGGAGGGGGAGAGGAAGGGGAAGAGGAAGAGUGUAAAUUCGCAUUCAGUCCUGGCCAUACCUAUGACUGUGGCCCCUGUGGAGUACCCUGAUACUGCAGGUGUCCUGGCCAUACCUAUGACUGUGGCCCCUGUGGAGUACCCUGAUACUGCAGGUGUCCUGGCCACUCUAACUCCUUCAGCAGUAUCAGCAGCAGAUGCCAGUGGCAGAGAGCCAAAGCCAAAGCUGUCUGUAUCUACAGCGCCAGCCUCCAAGGAGUCCAAAACAACAAACAAAGCCCAGCCAGAGGCGAACAGUCUAGGCACAGACUCAGAGAGCAGCACCCCUCUAGAGUACCAGAUGGCCCUGAGCAAAGAGGAAAAGUGCAGGAGUGUGAAACUGUCCCGCAGUGAGAAGCUUUUCCCUAAGAAGGUGUAUGUGAGCCCUGAGCACAGUUUUGACGGGGACGAGCAGACAAAAACAGAGCUAGAAAAUAAUGACAUCGCAGACUUGGCUUCAAAGAUUCCUCAGAAGUCAGAGGUGAAACUCUCGCCAAGCCCCCAAAAAGUUUAUGUAGACCUCAAGGAACCAAACAAUGACUGUAUCAUCACUGCUGGGGAGAUAACCAAGGGUACAGACUCUGAUCGAAGACAACAUGACCCCAUGGCUGUAGACAGUUCCCCAACGUCCCCAACCCCAGAGCUGGAUGAGGCCUCUCCAACCACAACUAUGCCAGGACGUAAAACACAGCCCAACACAGGAGGUUCAAGGGUUAGAUGUCAGGGGACGACCCAGAACACCCCGUCUAAACCAGGUGACAAAGUAGGCAAUGUAGCCAGUCGGUCAAAGUGCCCCCCUCCUCCGGUUGGACCCAAGUCCAAAGCUGUCCUGGGCAUGGCUAAGGGAAAGGGUCUGAAAGAUGGUGGAAAGGCAGGGAUUUCUAGUGGGGCUCCAUCACAAAGGACACCUAAUGAUGGCAGUGAGAAAACAAAGGUUAUGUCACCUACGUUAAAGGAUCAACCCACCGCAGGAAAAACAGAGGUCACCGACAGCCCCAAGUCGAAAAUUCCCAAAAAGUCACAGACAGAAGCUGUAUCAAAACCUCCACUGUCACCAGGCACAACCUCAGUGGUUGAUGUUUCAGUGGCUGUGUUUUUACCUGUGCUUGGUUCCAAACCCCAGAAGACCCCUAAACCUAAACAUUUAAUGAUUAAAACAGACAAAAAGCCUAUCACCGAGGAGGUGAAUGAAGUGGGUUCAGGGGGGAAACCAACUCCAGGGCCUGUUACGCCAGAAGAGGCAUCACCUACUAAAGUACCAGUCAUGUCACCUGUGAACUCAGAUAAGGUAAACCUAUCCAAUGGGAUGGAAAAAGACCCUGAGGACAACAACACUGACAUAGCCAAAACAAGUGAACCCAAAGAUGUCAAAAAGCAGGCUCCCACACGCCCAGACAGCACCAACAGCAGCAUGAUACCAAAGAGCCGGUUACCCAAAGCCCCUAACUCUUUGUCUCUGGUCAGAAAGAUGAAAGACGGCAAACUCCAAACCAUCGACACAGGGAGUAAAACUACCAAGACCACUGAGAGAGCAUCAGUUGUCAAUAGUAGGCCUUCCACACCAACCAGCCCAAAGCAGCAGGAGCUUCCCAGCCCAGAGGAAAUGCCCCCAGAUGAGACAAUGACCACUGAACCUGAGAAGGGAAGCAAGCUGCCCUGCCCUUUGCAAACAAACCUGCCCCAACAGGCCUCCAAUAAGAGCACCCCCCGUGUUGACGGGGACACACCCACCCCUCCCUCACUGUUACCAACCAAGCCAGAGAAACCCGCCUCCCUUGGACUUAAGAAGAAGAGUAACAUCACAUCUCCCACCAUGGACAUGACUGCUGAUGAUUCUGGGAAGACUUCACCACUGAGUUUGAAAAGUCCAGUGAAAGAUCCAAGUGAUUCUGUGACUGUGGCUAGCAAGCGUGCAAUGUUCCGUCAGGUAACUCCCCCGAAAGGCAAGCCCAGCAAGCCCCUCAAGAAAUAUGAGCAAACUAUGAACUCUGAAACACAAUCUAAAUCCAUACAAGAUCAUGUGUCACUGGUCACAGAUGACUCUCAAAUAGAUGAUCAACAAACCACACCAGCAACACACCAGCAACUGUUUGUAAAUGAUCAAACAGAUGAACCAGCAGUCACUGGAACAAAUAAAUCACUAGAGGACAGGAGCAGUAGUAGUACACCUGAAACAAAAAUGGAUAAAAUAUCUGAAAAUGGACAAAAAAAAUCGAUAUCAGUCAAAACUACCUGUAUUACAAAGGAACAACAAACCAAACCAUACGCAGAUCUCUCAUCCGAGACAGAGAGUGACCACAACUAUGUGGAAGCCUUAACCAAUACACCACUGCAGCAGAUGGGUCCUGUAAGCCCAGGUGUAGUCCUGGAGAAACGCCCAACUGAACCAAGCCUCAUUGUGUCUGCCUCAAGCACACCUACCCAUGAGGAAGUAAUAUAUACAUCAACCAAGCCUGAAUUGACUGACCACAUUCAUACUGACACUGAGGACCAAGCUAAUCAGAAAAGUGAUGAGUACAAUGAAAAUACUUCUACAGCUUCAGAGAAGCUCAUACUUAGUGCUGGGGAAGGGAUAUCCAAUACGAAUCAGCCUGUGGAACAUGGCCUGGAUGUAGCAAAGGAUAGCUCACCCAAAAACGCCUCCACUGUGGUUGAAAGAAGAGAGAGUCAAGAUACGGCAACACAGUCACCCAUCUUUGGAUCAGAGGAAAAAUCGAAGAAACUAGCUAAUGCUCAAACCCCCGAUAUAGUACCUAUUCGUAAUGGCAUAGUUUCUGAUAUAUCCAUAGUGUCUGGGAAAGAGACUGAAGUACAGAAGGGGGGAGAGCCAGUGAAGGUCUCCGACAUCAUAACAGAGCCUGCGAUUGUUCUGAAACCAAUUAAAAAUGGUGAGGUCCAACUGAACAAAGAGCUUCCUUCACUGACACAGAAUUUGGCAGAUGCACAUAGCGGGCCACACAAAGAAAACAAAGAGGACAAACUGGGUGAGGCGGCAACUAAGAGCACAGUUACUAAGAUGGAUGCCAAACAGGAAUCAAAGACCAUAACUACAAAAGAUCAGAAGGAGAAAGUGACAAAACAAGAAGAAAGACCCAGCGAAGGAGCGACUAAGAUAUUAGACACAAAACAGGACUCAAAAUCCAUAAGAACAAAAGCUCAGGAGAAGGUCUUGCUCCUCAAAGAACCCCCUAAAACGACAAAAGCAAACCCCAAGGCUGAGCUGCCUCUUCAGCUGCCAACUCCUCUGAAGCUCCCCUCUCCCUCUAAACCUCUCCCUCUGAAACAGGAAUCUCCGUCCAGCUGGCUGAACGUGGAGCGCGGCUCAAAACAGGAGCAGAAGAGGGAGACCAAGAGAAGGCUAGACUGUUCAGCCAGCGAGGAUGAGAGUCUGGCUGAGAUUGACAACGUGGAUGACUUCAUCAGGAGCAUUAAGGAACUGGGCACCCCCUUUCCCCUGCCCCCCAAGAGGCACCAUGACCAUGCCAAGACCUCCUCGCCCCCCUUUGCCCUGCCCGCCAUCAAGGAGGACCGCUUCGAGAAGCCUUUUGACGCUGAUGGCUUCCAGUUUGGCCUGAAAAAGAGGACCAAGGAUGAAGAAACCCCGGCCAUGUUGAUAAAGAAACAGGCCAGGGAGGAGAAGACACAGCCAAGAAGGGCUAAUGCAGAGGACAGCCUUCUCUUCAAAGCCCUCCAGUCUCCAUCUAGAGCCCGGAGAAAACCAGGGUGUCAAACAGAUGGGAAAGAUGAGGAGGUGAACAUUAAAGUAGAGGGGAAGAGGGAAGUAGAGAAGAAAGAGGAGCAAGGGGAAGAAACCGGUCAGCUCACGUCACGGCUAGGAAGGAUGUCCCUGCUCUCCAACCUAUUGAGCUCCCCCAGGACUUCCAGAAGGAACAAAGGGGAUCCUUCCUCCUCAGUCUCUAAUGGUGCUCCUCCCUCUCCUACCACCCAGGGCACAGUGCCAGAAAGGGCGGGUUGGAGAAGUAUGAAUCCGGGCCUGAGUAUGGGUGUGGUUGCAACUGGUGAGUCAAUAAUCAGUCCUUCCUCACCUACUCCUCUCCCCUUGUUCACUGAGCUAAAGCUGCCAGAUCCCCUGGAGCAGUAUCUCAGGACAGACAAAGGAUCCUCACAGAGUAGUGCUACACAGAGUACAAUGGCUAGCCCUAUAAUGGGCUUAGGUCACGGUACUGGACUAAAGGGACUUACCUUAGGACUUCAUCCAGCCACCAACCACAUCCCACAGGCCCCUCUGAAUGGUCUUCCUGCAGCCAACCCUAAGAUUCCAGAAGUGAGAGGGUUCCACAAACGGCCUGGGAAGAUAGUGCUCCAUGAGCAGGCUCAGUUUGAAGGAGAGGCCUACGAGGUGUUUGGGGACGUAGAGGAUGCCUCCAUGAUGAAGCUGUCUCCUGUCAUCUCAGUCAGGGUCAUCAGGGGAUGCUGGCUGCUGUAUGAGAAGCCAAGGUUCCAGGGGCGGACCAUCGCCCUGGAGGAGGGGCCCAUGGAGCUGGUCAACGUGUGGGCAGAGGAGGUGACACCAGGGGCACUGGAUCACAUGGGUCUGCCUGUGCCAACCUCACCCAUGGUCAUCGGAUCUAUCCGCCUGGCAGUGAGGGACUACAGUCUACCUCGGAUUGACCUGUUCACUGAAGUGAAUGGUCUGGGGAGAAUGACAUCCUUCUGCGACGACACUAUUGAGAUCUGCUCUUAUGGGAACAUACAGAACACCGGCUCCAUCAAGGUCCACUCUGGAGUCUGGCUGGUGUAUGGUGACCCAGGGUUUGGGGGUCUCUUAUCGGUGUUGGAGGCGGGCGAGUACCCCUGUCCAGAGGCCUGGGCAUUCCCUCAGCCCUUCAUUGGAUCGCUGAAAACACUCAAAAUGGGUGGGAUAAAGGUGGAGCAUCCUAAUGAAGUAAAGGCUCUGGUGUACGAGAGGCCGUGCUUCGAGGGCGAGUGUGUGGAGAUUGACGAUGAUGUGUACGACUUCAGAGAGGGAGGAGAGAAGAAAGAGGGGCGGGUGGAGGAGGUGGUGGAGGAGGAGGCAGAAGGUAAUCCAGUCAGAAGGAAGACUUUGUGUUCUGUGGGAUCCAUCAAGAUCAUUCGUGGACUCUGGGUUGGCUAUGAUGAACCAGAGUUUGAAGGUCACCAGUAUCUCCUGGAGGAGGGGGAGUAUCCUGACUGGAGGGAGUGGGGAGGCUACGGAGACCAGCUCCUGUCACUUCGCCCUGUACGCACUGAUGUCCUGUCUCCCCAUGUGAAGUUGUUCAGUGAGAGGGACUUUGGGGAGAGAGGGGUCAACAUGGACCUGCUAGGGCCUGUCAUUAACAUGGAGGACACAGGCUUCGGCUCGAAGACACAGUCCAUCAAUGUCCAGGGUGGAGUGUGGGUUGCCUUUGAGAACCCUGGGUUCUCCGGAGAACUUUACAUUCUAGAGAAAGGCCUCUACGGAAGCCCAGAGGACUGGGGAGGACCGAACCUCAAGAUAUCCUCACUGCAGCCAGUCUUCCAGGAUAACCUGGGUGGAUCAAGCAAGUUCAGGCUCCAGCUGUUCUCAAAGCCUGGGUUCCAGGGCAGAGUGGUGGUACUGGAGGACAGUGUGGUAGCCCUGGAGGAAGACUUCUUCCCUGGCUCCUGUAGAGUACUGGCUGGGAGCUGGGUGGCGUAUGAAGGAUCCCAGUUCACAGAGCACAUGUAUGUCCUGGAGGAGGGAGACUACCCCAAUACCAAGUCCAUGGGCUGUCUGGGUCCUGACUCUACCAUCCGCUCCAUACAGACCAUCAGCCAUGAGUUCUCCCUCCCGUCCAUAACGUUGUUCAGUAAGGUUGGCUGUAGAGGCCGUAGGGUGGUGCUGACGGAAGGGGUGGUGAACCUGCAGCUGGCUGGGGUGGACGGACGCAUACGCUCCCUGGUUAUCGACGGAGGAAUGUGGGUGCUGUAUGAGGGGUGUCAUCACCGCGGCCGUCAGAUCCUGCUACCGCCCAGCAAACUGGGUGAUUGGUGCAAGUUCAGCAGCUGGCCGCGAAUCGGAUCCCUGCGACCACUAUUGCAGAAGCAGGUGUACUUCCGUCUGCGAAGCAGGGAGACCGGCUACGUGAUGUCCCUGUCAGGGCCUCUGGAUGACAUCAAGCUGUUGCGGGUCCAGGCCCUGGAGGAGACUGGGGGAGUGGACCAGGUCUGGCUCUUCCAUGACGGAGUCCUACGCUGCAAGCUGGUGGAGGACUGUUGCCUGCAGAUCACGGGGAGCGUUGUCAUGGCGGGCAGCAGGCUGAGUGUGUCUCCUCCGGAGCCAGGGAAAGACAACCAGCUGUGGAACAUUACCCCAGACGGCCUGGUCCGAUGCCACCUCAAACCUGAUCUGGUGCUUGAGGUUAAAGGUGGACAAAGUUAUGACAAAACUCAAGUGAUUCUCAACACAUUUGAUGAGAGAAAACACAACCAAAGAUGGUCUUUGGAGAUCCUGUAAUAUAGUGUCAAUAGACCUGGCCCUUCUACAGCAGCUCUGCCGUGGGCUUCAGAACUCUCUGGUGCAGCUAAGCCAAGGGUUUAAGAGCUUUCUUGCAUUAGAAGGCCAUGGGACUCAAAGCUCUGUGAUGCAGUUCCACCGUGGGACCCAUACUCUUGUUUCUUUAUGCAGUUCCUACAAGGGCCUUAGCACUCUGUGAUUCUAGUCUGCAGUGGGCCUCGAGAUAUUCUGAAACAUGUGUUGAGCUUGUGCGCAUCCAUACUAGGUUGUCUUUGUAAAACACAACUAUAAACUAGUAAACUACACAUUUCCAUGUCACUGCAACGAGAAAGAAACCAAACAACAUGUGGCUACAGUACUAUCUAUAGAACAAGGGUGGCAGGUAGCCUAGUGGUUAAGAACAUUGGGCCUGUAACUAAAAAGUCGCUGGUUCGAAUUCCCAAGCCGACUAGGUGAAAAAUGUUGAGGUGCCCUUGAGUAAGGCACUUAACACGAAUUGCUCUGGAUAAGAGCAUCUGAUAAAUAACUUAAAAGUACAUUUAAGGAGCACUACAAUAUACGGUCAGGACUUGAAUGCUGCUUUACAAAUUCCACAAUUAAUUAUUUCAUUGACCAUACCAAAGAAAAACGGUAGUGGAAUAUGUGUGUGUCUCUACUAUAUUCAUAGCAUUUACAAUGAGUUAAGUGUGCUUCACCAGUCAAUCACUGAAAUGUAUAUGUUUUCACACAAGGGUUAGUCUAUGAAGUCACACACUCCUUGAAUUCUCCAAAGGUACGUUUUGAGUAGAUAUGUUGGUAACACUUGACACCCAGCGUCAUAAAACAUACCAUGGUAGUUAUUUUAUGGCUGGUUAUGACACCUACAUAAGAGUGUCAAAACACAUAAAACCUACCAUGGUAGUUAUUUUAUGGAAGAUUAUGACAUGUAUAUAAGAGUGUCAAAUAACCCAAAAACUACCACACAAGGCAAAACAUUCCAUUACACCAUAGCCUACUUGUCAACAGUAUGUUUGUUAUUCAUUUUUAAAUUGACCAUAUACAAUUAUCAUUGUAAUUGCACACACAUUGCUGUCAGACAUGUGCCUACCCCCAAUGCUCUGUUUCUGAUGACUGGGAUAAAUGCAGGAGCAGAUUUUAGGAGCAGGACAAGACACCCUCUUUGUGACUGAUGACUGACAUAAGGGCAUGUGCGUGAUAGGACUAUAUGGCUUAGAUGAUUAUGAUGGUAAUAAUGCUUCUUAACAGUGUCAUAAAGUGUAUUUUCUUAGUCCAAGUAAAGUGACAUAGGAUGGUCAUAAUGCAUUUGGACUGUUUCCUAAAGUGCAUUUUCAGAGUACAAGUAAAGUGACAUAGGAUGGUCAUAAUGCAUUUGGACUGUUUAAUAAAGUGUAUUUUCUUAGUCCAAGUAAAGUGACAUAGGAUGGUCAUAAUGCAUUUGUACUGUUUCAUAAAGUGCAUUUUCUUAGUCCAAGUAAAGUGACAUAGGAUGGUCAUAAUGCAUUUGGACUGUUUCAUAAAGUGUAUUUUCUUAGUCCAAGUAAAGUGACAUAGGAUGGUCAUAAUGCAUUUGGACUGUUUCCUAAAGUGUAUUUUCUUAGUCCAAGUAAAGUGACAUAGGAUGGUCAUAAUGCAUUUGGACUGUUUCAUAAAGUGUAUUUUCUUAGUCCAAGUAAAGUGACAUAGGAUGGUCAUAAUGCUUUAUGAAAAGUUAUUUCAAAUAUUAUGAAAAAAAAUGUAUGUAAAGUAUUCAUAACAACAACAAAGGACUUAAGAAACAAACUUUCAAACAAAAGGACAUUUCUUGGCAGGGAAAAAACACAUUUGAAUACAUUUGGGUUUUGACACUAAGUGUCAUAACCAGACAAAAAAUAAUGCAAUAUGUCAGAAUAGGUGUAACUAUAUGGGUCAUGACAGUGUUAUGACCAUAUUAUGACAGGUUAUGACAAGUUUUGUCAGUUAUGAUAUAUUAUGACAUGGUUAUGACCAUCAAGUAAAGUGUUACUGAUAUGUUUUUCAUGUUUUAUAAGUAAUUUUCUUGUCUGGAUUUAUACUUUACUUCACACACUAUUCACAGAACAUUAGCUGCAACAGGUGCAUGUAUUUCAUAUGUCAAAUGAUUAAAGAUCCGUUUCAACACUGUG